Messenger RNA from Paramacrobiotus metropolitanus, 1269 nucleotides. RefSeq lists its product as uncharacterized. Gene Ontology annotation, biological process: regulation of cell cycle. Lineage: Eukaryota; Metazoa; Tardigrada; Eutardigrada; Parachela; Macrobiotidae. Gene Ontology annotation, cellular component: nucleus; cytoplasm. The record is from RefSeq and is a predicted model, not a curated record. Bases 131 to 661 code for a protein of 176 amino acids. The transcript is spliced from 5 exons.
AUGUUGCAAUCGUAGCUCAUACACAGUCGGUCUGUGGAAAUUUUGAAAAAGUAUAUUUUUGCCAUAGUCAUCUCCUGUCGCACUAUUAACUGUUGGUAGUAGAGGAUUAAUUCUUUGUCAUUGACCGCCAAUGAACAUAUUUUCCAAAUACUUACCAACAAUGCAAACUCCUCGCUUUCCUGUUAACACGACGUGCUCACUAAAACUUUGCUGGGAGAGCGAUCUAGUGGAAGCAUUGGUCAGCUGCCUCCAUUUAGCCAAAGAAGAGUAUCGCAUUCGCAUCGGAUUUGAGCGUUGUCUCAAUUAUCUGGAAGUGUCACCGGACUCUGUCCUGAUGUGCAUUCAGGCACUGGGUGCGGAUAUGAAAGAUCCACUGUCUCACAUGCAGCUUUUGCUGAUUGAGGCCUACUGUCAAGAAAACAAUAUCCGCGUUCUUAAGUUGGUGUGCCAAGAUAUAUGGGAGUUGAUAGACAUGAAGUCAGCGGAAUACUUUGAGGAAUACAAUGAUGGGAUUGAGGACAGCAGCGAAAUUGGUGAUGAUAACAUCAUGCUGAUUCAGGCUGCUGCGAUUGAUCACAUCGAGGACGAAGAGUUGCGCAAGUUCUAUGAUCUGGCUGCUCUGCACUGCCAUGCGCGUCCCAUUGUGCGCUUACGGAGCUAAUGCAUCCCCUCUGGCCGAUGAGCGCUCUAACUUUCUGAAACCCUUCUGGAAGAAUUUCGUGCAGUUUUUCUCCAAUGAAUUCAAUGCAAUUCAUUAAUGCCUACAAUUUCGUAACUUAAUGAUGGAAACUCAAGAUUCAUUUCGAAGAGACCGGACUGACAGUUUUGAUCGGUUAAUAAUUCGAAGAGUCUGGAGUUCAACUUUUAAUUCGGAUUUUGUCCGGAAGCUGAUGAUUACCCGACGCCUGCAUGGCGAAUAUGCGGAUGGUUUCGUCUCAGUUUGGAUUAACAAAAUGAAGUUGUAACUGGAUGAUUUUCUAUGUCGCUCUAGCUGGGUUGUGUGGUUUUGAAGCAUGCCGGUAAAUAAAAGUGAAAGUUUACCGUAUUUUGUCAAGUCCAUUACGUCAAGUUAUAGCAUAGUUUGUCAUUCAUGGUUUUAUUUUUGGGUUUUUUAAGCAUUUGCAACCUGUUUUUGUACUUUUGUGGUACAUUUCAAGUUCAUCACCAUUUGACUCCUUUUGAAACUGUUUUGGGUGUGUCGUUUGCAAUUUUGCAAACGGAAUUCCAUUCGAGUUUGUGCAGUCGGAAAUAAAUGAUGUCAUCGCUACA